This is a messenger RNA of Planococcus citri (citrus mealybug), 3005 nucleotides long. RefSeq lists its product as uncharacterized. The transcript has 13 exons. The record is from RefSeq and is a predicted model, not a curated record. NCBI's taxonomy places the organism in Eukaryota, Metazoa, Arthropoda, Insecta, Hemiptera, Pseudococcidae. Gene Ontology annotation, biological process: ATP generation from poly-ADP-D-ribose; regulation of DNA repair; carbohydrate metabolic process. The coding region runs from base 570 to 2993 and encodes 807 amino acids. Gene Ontology annotation, cellular component: nucleus; cytoplasm. Gene Ontology annotation, molecular function: poly(ADP-ribose) glycohydrolase activity.
UACACUUUCAUUAUGUGCCAGAAAAUGAAACGUUUUAUACUCUUCUACUACUAGUACAACAUCACGAACGCAAUAUUUUAAAACCAAUUUAACCAGUAUCAUUUCGCGUAAUACGUGUACGAUAAUAAUAAGUAUAUGGACAAUUAUUCUCCAAUUUUCUUCCCAUAGUUCGCUUACAAGUCGUAAAUAUCGUAUUUUUUUCGAAACCAAAAAUAGAAAAAUCUCGGUGAUUAAGGUAUCUGUUUUAAUAGCAUUAAAUGAUAUUAUUUUUAAAUCAGGUGUUCGGUUGUUAAUAUUAAUUAAAAAUACUUGGCAUAUGUUGUGAUCAUCGUUCAUAUAGGACAAUACAACGAGUUACGUGAAUAAAAGAUGAGACGAAAAUACACUCGAUGAUGACCAAAGUGAUCGAUUAGAUAGAUUGCAUGAUGCGUCGUACAGUUUUCGCAGCGAUUUGGGAUACGUGUAGAUUGAAAACAAAGCUCAGACGAGUGGCAGUGGCCAGUGGAAGCAGAGACAUCAUCGGAAGACGAUAAUAUACGUAGUGUACGCGUGGUCAAUGCGUGCUCAAAAUGGCUUUGGUAAUGCUUCCGUGCGAUAUGCCUUGGUGGGCUACUUUACAAACCCAUAUAGAAAAAUUGGCAUCAGCACAAAAUGCCGACCAGCUAAUCUCAGGAAUGCAAACCAUUCACACCAUGUGCAAUGUAGGUUUAGAUCCAGAUGAACCGGAUGGUCUCGAUCCCGAGGUGCUGAAAGGGUUAAAGAAGUUCGUAAGCUUUGAUUUGACCGACUCAGAAAGGGAUCAUUUUUUUACGAAAACACUGCCUAUUGUAAUCGACUCGGCUUUAAGGUUGAAACAUGUCAGACCUACGCAAGGCCUGAGAUUUAGUUUACAGCAAGAAAUCAGCACGAUCGAGGUUAAGCAUAAUUUCGCAUGCUCGUUAAUUGCUCACGCGUUUCUAUCAACAUUUCCAAAACGAACUCAUAAAACUCAUCCGACAUUACAAGACUUUAAUUUUUCGCAUUUUUUUCGACAUUUAAACGAGAACUUUCAAAAAUCCAAGCUUCGAAGUUUAUUUCAUUAUUUUGAUCUGCAACAUGAAAUUGAAAAUGAUACAGAUCAAAUUAAGCUAACAAGGCAGGUAAUGAAGGGUACAGACUGGUUAACGAUUGAAGAUUGGCUAGAAAGUGAGUCACCGCUAUGCCCUUUGGUAAUAAAACACGAUAAUCGAAUGGAAAACGCCGAAUUUUCCAAUUCCGUAAACGUUUGUUUUUCCAGCAAGAAACCAGGUGGUCGAGUUCUGGGUGAUGGGACAUCGACGGAAUGUGUUCAAUUUAUCACCUGUCCAGAGUUACUGAUCACCUUGUUGUGUGUCGAGGCGUUAGAAGAUAACGAAGUGUUAUUGGUUGAGAAUUUAUUCAAAGUGAGCCGAAUAAAUAAUCUGAGAGUUAAAGGCGAAUUUGAACCCUUCCAAAAGGUUGUUAAGUGCAACGUUUGUUGCAUGGAUGCUGAAAAUUACGCACGUCUUCCAUUAAGUCAAUACGAAGAAGAUAACGUUCUAAGAGAAUUAAAUAAAGCAGCGUUAGGCUUUAAAUUAAAACGCGAAUAUAUUAUAUUACGUCAUGCUGCUCUCCAUCAGCCAAUAGGUAAACGUCUCUCGCCGAUAGGAGAGUCCUACAGCAUGACACCGACUGAAAAUUCCUCUUCGACGAAUACUCAAGUCAGAAAAAAAGAACGGCCUAAACCUUUAAGUUUAUGUUAUUUUAAGAGAAAUAAAUUCAUAGUAUUAGGUUCAUCGGGAGAACAUUUGCCAGUAUCUAGGGUGCAACGUAACAGCGAAUAUUCCUCUUGUGGUGGCUCGCAAGAGGAUUCGUCUUCUGAUGAAUAUUACAGCGCUAGAGCCAGUGUUCCAGAGUACGAAUGUGCUUCAGAUGAAGAAGAAAUGGCUAGAAGAUACAGCUGUCAGCUGGAUACUCCAGAGAAUAGAAAUUCAUUCGCGGAACGAUUGAGAGAAGCUUUAUGCAGAGCUCAAUCAUCAUCUAGUACCGAUUCCAGUUAUGCUGUUGAUAUCAGUGUGACUGGAUCUAGUAUAGCUGAUCCGAAUAUAAGAAUGAAACGAGGCGGAUCUCGAGGUUUCAUGUUAGAAGAAGACUCAUUCGAUCAACGAGACAAUCAAAACAUGGAAACAAGCCAACGCAAUAGUUUCAACGGUCAAAAUCUUCCAAACAAUCCUACCUUCGAUAAAAACGAAGGAGAUUCCUCUAAAUACAGUUUCAGCACCGAUUCAGAUAUCGAAGAAGUAUACGAACAACUAACCCGUUGGCUCGACGAAUCAGAAGAAAAACCAUCUCUAACCGGUACGAAUCUCCAACAGCAAAAAAUCCGCCACAAUACAGUAAUGCAAUUCGCCGGCAGUUUAUUGAAACGUACCCUAAGCGAGUCGUUCGUCGGAGUGCCCCUAACCGAAGGAGGCGACGGAGACGAAGCCCUCAACGAACCCGAGCUAAAUGGGAAAACGGUGAAGAAAAUCAAAAUGGCGGUUCGAAGUCUCAGUCUGGAACUAGCCAAACACAAGAAUAAGUUCGUAGGUCAUUUGAACUCGGUCGAUGAAGACGAGGGGAUAAAAGGCGAUAAUGGAUUUACCACUGUGAUAACUGGUAAUUGGGGUUGUGGUUCUAGUAAUCUAGGAGAUCCUCAGUUGAAACUACUAGUUCAGUGGAUCGCUGCCAGUAUAGUUGGUACGCCUCAGUUGGUCUAUUAUACUUGUAAUCAUCGUAAACUACUCAAGCUCGAUACCGUCAGCAGGGUUUUAAUAGACAGAAGAUGGAAUGUUAAAGAAUUAGCCCAAGCUGUGAUACAUCUAACUCAGUACAUGUUGAGUCAAUCGGAAACAACGCCUAAUGACGAAUGUAACACGCUGUUUGAUCUUUUGAUAAAUUCUAACUCUGAUAAGUGUACUAAUUUAACGAAAAGAAAAACGACAAUAAAUACCUAGUUGAAUACGGAA